AUGAACUGCCCCAAGUACUGCCUGGACGUCUAUGACCCAGUGGGCGACGAUGAAGGCGAUAUAUACUCGAACGAGUGCUACAUGAAGCAAGCCAAGUGUGAAGAAACCCCGCAGGAAAUGUUCCGAAUGCUGCCCCGACAUUGAGUUGCUUGUCUGUGGUUCCGACGGCGUCAUAUACGGCAACCCUUGCAAGCUCCAGAUCGCCGCCUGCGAGCACCCCGAGCUGAACAUCGUCGGGACUGCCGGUCCCGUUUGUGCUAUGCCGAAUUCAAUUGUUUUUGAGGAAUAGCUAGAUGACACGCCUCAAUAUAUACC
Phytophthora nicotianae INRA-310 is the source of this 315-nucleotide messenger RNA. RefSeq lists its product as hypothetical. Bases 1 to 144 code for a protein of 47 amino acids. The record is from RefSeq and is a predicted model, not a curated record. NCBI's taxonomy places the organism in Eukaryota, Oomycota, Peronosporomycetes, Peronosporales, Peronosporaceae. Gene Ontology annotation, molecular function: protein binding. The transcript is spliced from 2 exons.